GGGAAGCGGCUGUGGCGGAGCGCGAUGCGGCGGCAGCAGCCGGGGCGGGAAUGGCCGCUGCCGGGAGCCGUCGGGGCUCUGUGCCGGGCCCUGCCGCCCCGCUCCCGGCCCGCCCCUGAUACCCUCCGCCGCGCCAGGUUCGACCGGCCGCAGGCGAGCCUGGAUUUCUGGAGGCUGCUCUACGCUCUUCUGAAACAAAUCCACGGAGGCAAGUGGACAGAGGUUGAUGCCAUAGAUAACCAAAUUAGGUUUGUAAAAUCAGCGUUGUGGUACCAUGGCUAUGACAGGCCAGAACUCUACCAGCUCCCCUCUGACGGCUCAGCGGGUAGUCGGGAGCUGCUGCUGGCAUUCUCCUGGCUGCUGCACAGACUCAGCCUCCUGGAGCAGCUUUUGGCUCAGAACAGAGUAAAGACUGGGGAUGAAACCUCUGUGUGCACGUGUGAAGAUGAUCUCCCUAACAGCCAGAAGGGUACAACUGAAAUAGCACCUGAACAUGGACUAGAAGACAGAGUAGAUGUUAGAUACCUUCAGUGGUUAAAUGGGAGGCUGAGGUUCCAGUGGCGGAGUUUGCAUGCUCAGCACCAAGAGCUUUGCAAACUUUUGCACAAGAUUCAUUUAUUCACUAGUGGCUCCCAUAUGGACCAGAUCCUUGGACAUUUUUCUGUCACAGAAACAGACCUUGUUAGACAACCAGAGAACUACAAGCAGCUAUUACAGCUUCUGGAGUCUGAAACCAUGCAGCUGGAAGCUUUUCUGGAGUGGAAGCAACUGGAACCAGUUUAUUGGCAGUGGAUGGAAACUGUGUUAGAUAAUAUGGCUGAAGAGGGAAAUAAGUGUGAGUCCCAGUAUACUCACACAGAGAAAAGUGGGCUGCCAAAGGUGACCUCGUGCUGUCCCUGGGCUGACAGUGUGACUGGGAAAAUUGACAAAUUAUCCAGAAAUCUAAUGACUCUCCAGGACCAGCUGCAUAAGCUUGUAACUCACCGAAAGGCUGCGUGGUGUGAGAAGGCUAGCUGUAGGGCCUGGCCUUGGACACUUGCAGGAGUCACGAUGGCCAUUCAAGCAGCUUCACAUCCACCUACACCUGCGGCUUGCCAUCAAAACUGUGAGCUAGUAAAAACAAGAGAGGAAGAACUACAGAAGGAGGGGUUCUCUGCCAGUGCUAGAAAGAUACAGGAAAGUGUCAAACUAAAAUUGCUAGAUCUUACACACCUGUGCGCUCAAAAAAAAAAUAAAAUGCACGGUUCGUGCAGACUGGUGUUCAGAAGCAAACAUUCUGCCAGCAAAAUGGGCUUUCGGAGGUCUGUAUCCAAGGAGCCUGUCUCAGCUGUCAGUGCUACAGAGGUGAUCAGAGAACUGCAGAUGAGAGAGGCCAGCCUGGAGAGAGAGCUGAAGCAGCUGCGGGAAGAGUGCAGGCAGAGGCUGGAUGAAAUUGCAGAAGGGUUGGCUGGGGUGAUUUGUAUCUCCCCCUGAAGAGUUAAAGUUGGACUGAGAAGAGCAAAGGAAUAGACUGACUUGGUCAGAACACAUUGUGCAGCUUGGCAUGGAGGAGUGCAAGGUGAGGAACCAAAUGUAAUUUCUAAUUUUUAAGCCUGGGAAUCAUAACUUGUUACUGCUUUGUGACUUGCGCUGGGGCCAUAACCUUGGUGGUUCUCUCUGCAGCCCCUUUAUUGCUAACCUUGCCAAUUAAAUUCUGCAGCAGGCCUUGGUGGGAGUGUGUGUAAAUCUCCCUUUUAUCUUUCAGAUUUCUAGCUCUUCUGCCAAGCACUGGGCUCUUAGACAGUGCUCAGCUGCUAGGCACAGCAUACAUUGAGGCUGUGCUUUGAAGUACUAAUUGCAUUCAAUAUUUUCCAGCAAAUGGAAGAGUUCAUUAUUCAGAAAAAUCCAGGUAUUGGAGAACAUGCAAAGUACCAAAGCUUAGAGAGAUUGGAAAUGUUCAAGAAAGUGUGCUGUUUUAAUUCAGCUGUUUUGUAUAUUUGUGGCAGCUAUAAUGCAGUCAUCGUAAGAAAAAAAAAAAGCCAAAUAAUAAAUAAAGCAGCACACUGAUUUCAUUUACUGGUGUGAUGCACUUGAAGUAAUUGGGUUCUCAAAGAGAACAAACUAGAAACCUAUUCCACAGAGUUAUGAGUCACAAUGAGGUAACUUAUGGAUCUGCUAUAAGAAGUUUCUGUAAAAUAGAAAUAUGACCUCAACUUCCAAGCUUGAGGAGUCUCCCAGCUCUGUCUCCAGAGGCUUUUUCCCCUGGAACAUGCAAAUGUUUUUCACUUGGCAUUCAUUUCCUACCUUUUUCUGGUUUGCUUUCACCAAGGAAUAUUUUUAUAUUCUAGUUGUAUACU
Tyto alba (common barn owl) is the source of this 2336-nucleotide messenger RNA. It is a transcript of the gene TEDC1, whose product is annotated as tubulin epsilon and delta complex 1. The transcript is spliced from 9 exons. Bases 25 to 1473 code for a protein of 482 amino acids. The record is from RefSeq and is a predicted model, not a curated record. Lineage: Eukaryota; Metazoa; Chordata; Aves; Strigiformes; Tytonidae.